UGUGUAUGGGCUACAGAUAAACCUAGUCACCAACAUGCAGUUGUGAAUUUAGUCUUUUAAAUUGUGUUUUGAAUACUUAUCUUAAAAGGUAUAAAAAGUGCAAACGGGACUUUCAGAUACGAAGUGAAAACGAAGGCAAAGUGAAUGUGAUUAUUCUCCGCAAAUGAGCAGUGAUUGUAUCUAAACGAUAUUGAACUUUGUUGGCGUAACUGCUGUUUGUACACACAGGAAAAGCAGCUAUAGGUUUUUUCUUUUUUUGUUUUGAGUUGUGCGCGCACAUCAAUCAAAACAAAAAUAUUUAUCAACUGAUACUUUAAUUAGCAUUGAAUAGUAAUGGAUACUAGUGUAAGCUCUGAAUUGGACGAACUGGGUGAUACCACGCCAUUGCCAGGACUUACUCUUUACGAUUUGCUUGACCCAUCAACGUCGUCCAAAGAACAAAAUCUGGAGAGUGAUGAUAAUAGUGGAGCUGAUACUGAUAACAAACGGGGGUAUGUGGUAAAAAAAGAAUCGUCAACCACAACAAACGAACUGCUGAAUGCACCGGGACAAAAAAAGGCGCAAACUGUUAGAAUAUUAGAGAACAAACGAUUGACAGCACCCAUGGGAACUGCUUUAAAAAAUAUGUUAGAAGGAUCUGUUCGAGUUGUAACGACACCUACAAAAACCUCAUCAGCAACAGAUAUUAAGAUCCUAAACAAGUUACAGACUAAACCUUUGAAUGCUUUUGGCAAUGCGCCUGUAAAAAUCGGUAGCACAACGAUAGCAGCACCAACCACAUCGCCAAAAAAUAUUGGUGGCGUAAAAACAGCAAUUAAAAUUUCUGAUGGUAAGGUGCUCUAUCUGCAAAAGUCAACGUUACCAGUAGUAAGCGUCACAACUGAUCGCUCGGCACCUACCAGCUCGAACAUACGUCACGCCAUUCUUCCGAAGGGUGUGACUCCAAGCGGUACGCCAACAAUGAAAAACAACGCUUCGAACUCAUCAUCUUUAACUGUCCGAGGUUUAACUACAGUUGAAACGUCUAAGCCAACAGGUCAAUCAUUAAAUGCUGUUGCAACAAAUGAGUCAUCUUCAUCAGGUUUGCUUAAAAGUCCAUCGGCAGAUGCAGCAUCUAUACCAGUAGCUACUAAGAUACAAGUGGUGCGCACCGCCGAUGGUAAGCUAAUUAAAUUAAAUCAGGGGUCUCCCCCUGUACUCCUAAAUGCGAAGCCAGCAACUUUAGGCGUAAGAACCUCAGUUAGUUCGACACAAGCAGCAAUACCAACAGCUAUUUUAAGCAACAAUAGCAAUAAGCUCAUGAACAAGCCAACUGCACAAGUUAUCAUAAAAGGACCUUUGAAGCAAUUGCCAGCUGGAGCGUCACUUAGACCUGUCAUCAAUAAUUCAAGCAGCAGCAGCAGCAGCAGUAGCAACAGCAAUAAUGCAACAACUAGUACCAGCAGUAGUACUAUAGCAUCGGCCACUAUAGCAACGUCAGCUGGGUCAUCAAUGCCCACCGGUAAAAUGCUUGUUCAAAGUUCUACGGGCAAACAAAUUGUUGUGGCCAGUAGGAACAUAAUUAAAUUAUCACCAAAACCAAGCACAAGCACAACAUCAAAUACAAAUACCACAGCCGGUGGUCUACAUGCGAUUCAAUUGCCGGGGAAAAGUGGGCUGCAAUAUGUGCGAGUUUUACCUAACAACAACAGUAGCAGCAAUGAAAUAAAAACUAGUCCUCAAAAGGUGUCACUAGGACGUCCGCGGACGACCAGCAACAAUAACAGCUCAACUGUUUCUGUAAGUAACACUACCAAAAUCGUUAUGAAAACAACGGGCGGAAGCAUAGUGCCGCUCCCGUCAAUGCAAACUUUGGUUCCCAGGCGAGCACCUGGCGCUACAUCCAAUGCAGCAUAUACUAAGCCCCUCAGCAACAGCAGUAGUUUGGAUGCUGCACGCAAACAUCGGUUAUCCGAUAUUAAUGUACAACUAAAACAACUGACGAGCGAUAACGUCACCGAUUCAGGAAGCCCAGAGGCGAAGAAAGCACGUUAUGUUAUAGCCAUGCCGCACACCUCCAUGACAUCAGCCACAGGAUCAGCAACGUCGACAGCUUCAACGUCACAGAAACAUAUGCAAAAAUUAAUAGGAGCACGAGUACCGCAAGUGAAGCGCGUUCCGGUGCAGGGCGCCAAUAUGACGGGCAGUAACAGUAACACCACUACCCGAAAAGUUUACAAUUUGGUCACAAAAAGUGACGCCAAUGGGGUCAAGUAUAUGAUAUGUAACAAAGGCGGUGAAGGAAAACCACGCACAGUUUUUAACACGACAAUGCGACGCGGUUAUACGUUAGCCGACACUAAACUGCGUCGACCACUGGCGCUGGCUGCGCAACAGGCUCGUUUGAAGCAAAUGAAACCGCACCAGCAAAGGCAAAUAGUAGCACAGGUCAAACAGCGGCAACUACAGCUACAGAAACAACAACAGUCGACCAUAACAAAACCACAACAACAACAACAAAUAUUAAAGUCAACGGCUUCGCAGGACACAAAAAUAGCUGUACCUAGCAAGCCACUAUUUGACGUACUGAAACCGCCGCAAAUGCCAGUACCUGUAACUGGAGCAGCUGCCGCACUUGAUGCCUUAGGUGGUUCGCGACGAAAGCACUGUAACUGUAGCAAAUCUCAAUGCUUAAAGCUUUACUGUGACUGUUUUGCCAAUGGAGAAUUUUGUCAGGAUUGUACCUGCAAGGAUUGCUUCAACAAUCUGGACUAUGAGGUGAAGCGAGAGAGAGCCAUUCGCAGUUGCUUGGAACGUAAUCCCAGUGCAUUUAAACCUAAAAUCACGGCGCCCAAUUCGGGGGACAUGCGGCUACAUAAUAAGGGCUGCAAUUGCAAGCGAUCGGGAUGUCUGAAAAAUUACUGCGAAUGCUAUGAAGCUAAAAUACCUUGCUCCACUAUGUGUAAAUGUGUAGGCUGUCGUAAUAUGGAGGAUCGUCCCGAUGUUGACAUGGACUCUAUGGAUAGCUUAGCCGAUGUAAAAUUGCAAGCGAAUAAAGUAAAAGACCUCAACGGAACAUACAUACAGGACAAUCGCUCGAAUGUUUAUCUGACGGACGAUGUGAUAGAGGCGACUAUAAUGUGCAUGAUUUCGCGUAUUGUUACGCAUGAAAAGCAAAACUUGCCCAUAGAAGAGACGGAGCGUGAGGUGAUAGAAGAGUUGGGAGAAAGUUUAAAUCAAAUAAUAACUUUCGCCAAGGAGAAGAACGACACAUUUCACACGGACGAUCACAAGACGACGGCGGCCUAAAAAAGGAAAGGAAUGCUAUUUAUAUUCUUAAAACCUAAAACUUUCGCUCCUCUGUAUGUAGCUUUAAUGCACAUACAAUAUUAUUUCAUAAGUUUAAAGCGAUCUGACCUGUUUCUAUUUCAAUGUCUCUUAAUUAAGCUUUCAAAAAGUUGACCUUAAAGUGUAAAUUGCAAAUAAAUUAAUAUGCUAUUGCAUGAACAUAGCAUUUCCAUUAGCAUUAGCAAAUGUAAGAACAAUAUCAUCGGAUCGGCACCAUUUAUGUCAGAAGUAACCCCAAAGUCCUGCUACUGUGUACAUAAUUAAAUAAAUACAAAUUUAUUAAC
Molecule: messenger RNA, 3611 nt
Organism: Drosophila hydei
Lineage: Eukaryota; Metazoa; Arthropoda; Insecta; Diptera; Drosophilidae
Gene: mip120
Product: protein lin-54 homolog
Exons: 5
Coding region: 334-3288 (984 amino acids)
Biological process (GO): regulation of DNA-templated transcription
Cellular component (GO): nucleus
Source: RefSeq, a predicted model, not a curated record